AAAUUGUAGGUACUGUUGUCAUUUGUUCCUUCAGAAGUCGAACAGACAAGUUGAUGUCGGUUUGGUAUGGUCGUAUGACGAUAAACUCUGCGUGCAGACGAAUCGAAUCAAGUGAUCGGAACUAGUUUGGAACGUUUAAGUUCUUGUGUUGUUUUUUUUAAUCUGAUCACGAUGACACCAAAUCCAAUAUUUGGUGGACCCAACACAUUUACCAUGUCCCAGACAGUAGUUCAAGAUGCCAAAGCUAUUUUCAGAGGAGAUCUACCAGACGCACCCACAUCUGCUGAGCCUCUUCAGAUAAUAAGCAAUGGAAAAACUGGGAAGAUGGCUAAUGGUAAUUCAGGAACCGUCACCAUAAAGAAACCCAUCAAUCCAAAAUAUGCACCAUUACCCACCUAUAAAUGGCACAUAGUGUGGAGAAAUGUCAUAGCAUUUGUUUAUCUCCACGUCUUCUCUGUUUAUGGGUUGUACCUGGUAUUUUUCAAAGCCCACGCGCUCACUAAUAUGUGGAUGGUGUUCAUCGCAAUGGCUGCCGGUCAAGGAAUCACGUCAGGAGCACAUAGGUUAUGGGCCCAUAGAACAUAUAAGGCUAGACUCCCACUUCGAAUAUUCCUGGCCGCAAUGCAGACGAUCGCCUUCCAAAAUCAUCUUUACGAGUGGGUUCGAGACCACAGAGUGCAUCACAAAUUUACUGAUACUGAUGCUGAUCCACACAAUGCGAGGAGAGGUUUCUUCUUCUCACAUAUCGGCUGGUUGAUGCUGAAAAAGCAUAGAGAUGUAUUCUUGAAGGGAAAGCAGGUUGAUUUGAGUGAUCUGAGAGCCGAUCCUGUUGUUAUGUUCCAGAAGAAAUACUAUCUCAUCCUCAUGCCAAUUCUGUGUUUUGUGUUCCCAACUGUUGUACCAUGGUACUACUGGGGUGAAAACUUUUGGGUCUCAUGGUAUGUUGCUGGAGUCUUGAGAUACACUGUAUCUCUGAAUAUCACUUGGUUGGUUAACAGUGCAGCUCAUAUUUGGGGUAUGAAGCCAUAUGACAAGGGAAUCAAUCCUACCGAAAAUAUUUUCGUUGCCAUCGCAGCUCAAGGUGAAGGAUGGCACAACUACCAUCAUGUUUUCCCUUGGGACUACAAGGCAGCAGAAUUGGGCAACUACAGAAUGAACAUAAGUACUGCUUUCUUGGACUUCAUGCAUUUCAUUGGUCAAGCAUAUGACCUCAAAACAGCAACCAAGGAAAUGAUUGAUAAGAGGGCUAAAAGAACAGGAGAUGGUUCUAGGAAGCUAAACCAAAGUGAUGACGUUGAUCCAGGCUAUCAUAGCUACCUGGAUGAUGGAGAACAUCUUUGGGGAUGGGGAGACAAAGACAUGAAGGAUGAUGAAGUCGAGGGGAUUCUGAAAACCAACAAUUUAAAAGAUCGAUGAGAAUGGAGACUCAAUAUUAGUAUUAUAUUAUAAAAAAUUAUUUAUUAUUAUUAUUUCUGUGCAGUGAACCUUCUCAACGAUAUUGACAAUCCUUAUUUUCUGGUACCUUCUCCAUUAAAUUAUUGUUUUCGUGUAGGUGGUAGAAAUUCAACAAACUCUUGGUGAUAUUGGUUCCUCAAUCCCUUCCUUUUAUCUAAUCCUAAUGGUUCAGGUAAAUUACCAUAGUAGAUUCCUCCACUAAAAUACAAUUUUUGUUACCAUAUGCGAUUUUCAAUAAGCAGUUAUUGUUACUCUGAUAUUUGUUAUGUAAGCUGUUUUAUUUAUGUUGAAUCUUAUUUCAUUCGAAUAAAAAUAUUUCGAAAUUA
Molecule: messenger RNA, 1781 nt
Organism: Harmonia axyridis
Lineage: Eukaryota; Metazoa; Arthropoda; Insecta; Coleoptera; Coccinellidae
Product: acyl-CoA Delta-9 desaturase-like
Exons: 6
Coding region: 172-1416 (414 amino acids)
Biological process (GO): unsaturated fatty acid biosynthetic process
Cellular component (GO): endoplasmic reticulum membrane
Molecular function (GO): stearoyl-CoA 9-desaturase activity; iron ion binding
Source: RefSeq, a predicted model, not a curated record